Molecule: messenger RNA, 702 nt
Organism: Dioszegia hungarica
Lineage: Eukaryota; Fungi; Basidiomycota; Tremellomycetes; Tremellales; Bulleribasidiaceae
Exons: 6
Coding region: 1-702 (233 amino acids)
Biological process (GO): protein deubiquitination; ubiquitin-dependent protein catabolic process
Cellular component (GO): cytoplasm
Molecular function (GO): cysteine-type deubiquitinase activity
Source: RefSeq, a predicted model, not a curated record
AUGUCCGAAACAUGGGUCCCGCUCGAGGCAUCUCCCGACUGGGCGCACUCCCUUGGACUCCCGCAGGCCCUUACAUUCCAAGACCUACUCUCCCUUGAGCCCGACUUCCUCUCUUAUGUCCCUCAGCCGGUCCAGGCUGUGCUCCUUCUCUUUCCCAAUCCACCAGGCGGAGAUAGCCUCCAUGCGACAAGGUUGAAGGAAGCCCAUGAUGCGCCGCCAUGGAAAGGGGAGGAUGUAUGGUGGGUGAGACAGACGAUACCCAAUGCGUGUGGCUCCAUGAGUCUGCUUCAUGCGCUGUUGAACCUUCCUGAUGGGGUACUCGAGCUCGACUCAGCCCUCGUCAAGUUCAAGCAGGACUCUCUCAGUCUAGACCCGGCCGCCCGUCAGAAGCUGUUGGAAGAAGCGGACUUCUUUAGGGAGGCGCACACGGCAGCAACAACAGCUGGUCAGAGCGCCAUCCCGGAGGAUCUGAACGUGGAUGGCCAUUUCCUGGCUUUUGUCGAAGCAAGGAACACCGAAGGCGAAAUGAGGGUGAUCGAGCUGGACGGAGCUACAAGGAUUGGGCCGUUCGACCAAGGACCUUGUACGUCGCUAUUGCACGACGGAGCGGCCAUUGUCCGUGACAGAUAUAUCGCUCAAGCAGGGGAGGAUAUCCGCUUCACCCUCUUGGUAUUGGCUCCGGCUGUUGAGAGCAACAUGUAG